UCUUUAGUUGUAAAUAGUCCUUGGUCCAAAAUAAAGCACGUUAGCGCUUGAUAAUCAAAAUAGCAUUUAGCGGGGAUUUAAAUCGAGAAGUAUUAGAAAUCGCACUAUGUAUUAUUUCAACUGAUUAAGAAUUUCAAUGUAAGGAAGGGAUAAUCAGAAAUGUGUCUGCGACAAACAUUUUUCGAUUUUAAUGAUCUUAGGAAAAGCUCAGUUUAGUGAGUUUAAUCAGAAUGGCAGUUUUAAUUAGUACAGGUCUAGUAUUUUCUUUGGUUUCCCAUUGAUAAAGAUAUGGCUACUGCAUGUGGAAUCGUUCAGCUGUUAUGAAAAUAUGCCAAUAGAUUUACCAUGUGGAAUUCUGACAGUGAAUUUCAGUUUGAUCUGAAUCCAUAUGACAGUUUUAUGCGCAAGCAUUUGGAACAUUAUGGAUACUAUACAGCUCAAACUGAAAUUGACAAAUGGAGGAAUCAGGGCUUCCGACACAAUUUCUCUUCCUAUGCGGAGUGGGAGAAGACGUAUGGGUACCAGUUAAGUAGCGGCAGUGGGAGCGAGAGUGACGAUUCUGACUCAGACUUUGAUGACAAGAAAAAUGCUAUAGUGGUGGAUAAAGAAAGAUCAUAUCAUAUACGUGCAGGUGUUAAUUGUGAUAGCGGCAUUAAGAGUUGUGUAGACGGAAAUCUAAGUGACAAUAAAUUACAGGAAGACCUUCUACGCACAACUCAGCUUGUCUACAGCUACAAAGAUGGAAAAGGAAUGGUCCCAAAGCUUCGAGAACCUAGAAACUUGUAUGCUCUUGCCAAAGAACUUGGGCCCCAGCAGGCAGCUAGAUGGCCAGCAGAUAUUCAGGUCUUGGAUGAAAAAGUCAAACACAUAAGAUACCUUCCACCAGAACCUGAGUUAUUUUAUAAACCAACUGGUUGUGAGAAAACACCAAUGGUUCGGGGCGAGGAAAAUGGAGGCCGCCUUGUGUAUAUGUAUGAACCCCGCUCCACAUUUUUUACAGAGAGUGUUUCCCAACCUUUGAAGUCACCUAGCCCAGGCCGAGAAGAGGAGUUUGUGAGGUCCCGUGUAGGGGGACUUCGCUCCGGACCUCAGAAGUGCAAUAUUGACCUCGAAUCUGAGGAGGAUGAAACUCUUAUAUUUGAAUCUCGGUUUGAAAGUGGAAAUCUUGCCAAAGCUGUUCAAGUUAAUUCCACUGACUAUGAGUUGUGGUUGAGAUAUGACCUCUACACAAACAAGCAUACACAAUGGUUCUACUUCAGGGUAUCUAACACUAGAGCCAACAAAACAUACCGCUUCACCAUCGUCAACUUCAUGAAGUCUGAUAGUCUGUACAAUAAUGGAAUGAAGCCAUUAAUAUACAGUGAGAAGAAUGCUCAACAGAAGAAGAUAGGCUGGGUCAGAGGUGGAAGUGACAUCAAGUACUAUAAAAAUAAUCUCAGUUUAUCUGGCACUAUAAACAGGUAUUCAACGUCUAAAUGUGACAAGUCUUUCUACUCUCUGACAUGGACAGUGAAGUUUGAACACAACCAUGACACUGUAUACUUCGCUCACUGCUUCCCAUACACCUACACAGACCUCCAGGACUAUCUCCUGGACCUCAAUAAUGAUCCAGUGAAGAGUAAGAUCUGUAAACAGAGAGUUCUCUGUAGAACCCUAGCGGGGAAUCUAGUCUAUCUACUCAGUAUCACCUCCCCUACACAGAACCCAGAGGACAUGAAGCAUAAGAAGGCUGUAGUGAUCACGUCCAGGGUACAUCCAGGGGAGUGUAACUCUAGCUGGAUGAUGAAGGGCUUCCUUGACUACCUAACAGGAAAUUCUGCAGAUGCCAAGCUUCUUCGUGAUACUUUUAUUUUUAAAAUUGUGCCAAUGUUGAACCCUGAUGGAGUGAUAGUUGGUAACUACAGGUGCUCCCUGGCAGGGAGGGAUCUCAAUAGGAACUACAAAACGGUGCUCAAAGACUCCUACCCCUCCGUGUGGCAUACCAAAAACAUGAUCCGAAAGUUGUUGCAGGAAAGGGAGAUAAUUGUGUACUGUGAUUUACAUGGACACAGUAGAAAACAGAAUGUGUUUAUAUAUGGCUGUGAGAACAGACACAAUGCAGAGAAAAGGCUGAAGGAGAGGGUGUUUCCACUAAUGCUCAACAAGAAUGCUCCUGAUAAAUUCAAGUUUGAAUCCUGCAAGUUCAAAGUACAGAAAAGUAAGGAAGGCACAGGCAGAAUUGUUAUGUGGAACAUGGGCAUCAUGAACAGUUAUACAAUGGAGGCAACAUUUUGUGGAUCCACCAUGGGCAAGAAGAAAGGUUACCACUUCAGUAUGGCUGACUUUGAGGCAUUAGGAUACCACUUCUGUGAUACCUUACUAGACUACUGUGAUCCAGAUAACACUAAAACUUGCAAUAUUCUUCUUGAACUUGAGGAGCGUUUGAAACGGGAGAUAAUGGUCAAACUCCAGAGAAUCUCAACAACAACUACGACAGACAUCAACGACAUCAACCUUAGUGACUACUCCUCAGACGUAGAGUCAAGUGACGGGGGAUCUGACAGUUCCGUGUCUGAUGGGCCACCUGUCCACCUACAGUUCAACGCCUCAAGGGAUCAGAAUCCAACUCGACCUCAUUCACGACCCUGUAUUCGGGUCAUGCCAUUUGAUUGGCAGCCUACCAAAAAGAAGAAAAAGUUAAAGACAAACACAUUAAUCGUUAUUAAGAGAGAUCCACAUGCUUGUGAGAAAAAACCACCUAUGUUGACAGGGCAUCAGCAAGCACAUGCAAAGCAGGAAAAGCUGACUACACCCCCCACUGGUAUGAAGUAUACAUUAGCUGUAAAGCGGCCUAAAUCUAGUGAGGAACAAUCAACUCAGCCAAUAAUAAAUGAUGAGAAAUCGGAACAACGGGCUCGAAGGGCAUACACAACACUUUUUGAUCCUCGAGACCACAGUGACUAUCUUGAAGCCUUGACAAACGCGUAUCUCAGAAAUGGACUACUGGUUCAGGAUCAAGCAGCUCCACAUUUCCGUUACUCGGGCAACAAGGUAUCUCCGACAAUUCCUUUUAAUCUGGACGGAUUGUGCCCUCACCAUGAGCAGACAUUUGCUGCUCAGUAUAUGGCACAGCAAAUACAAAACAUAAACAGUGGAGAUCCAGAUUGGUUGCUACAUGGGAUAAGAGGACGACCCAAAAUUCUCAAACCAUUCCGUCAAAAAAAUCAGGAUGAGAUAAUUGCAAAACUUUUAGGGAUGCCUGCAGCAGUGUGCCCACCUAUGAGACCAUUGCCCAUCCCAGUUGUAGGAAAUACCUUUGUUAAAGUUUGGAAAGACAGGAUACAUAAAUCUAGGAGAAGCAAUUUCCCCGACGCCACAAUAGAUGAGAUUGUUCGAUCUCAGAUCACCCAUCAAGCCAGUAUCCCCCUUGCCAGACAACCAACUCAAAGACACAUCUUGGAGGUGUCCGCAGCACAGCAAAGGCAGCAGGAUGUGCUACUUCAGGCACGUAAACAUCCUGACUGUCCAGUAGUGGGCCGGUUGUGCUAUCGUCACAAACUGGCCAUCAGCCGAGACCAGAUCAUCCCCAAUCUGGUUCUCCUCCAGGACUCCCUCGCCCAAUCCUUUGUCCUGCAGGGAGACAAAUCAGGUAAUGCCAUUCGUCAACACCCUAACCCUUUUGAUGAACAAUAUAGUCAUGCUAAGAACAACAGACCUCGAGCACAUGUGCCUGAAACCUCUUUUAACCAUUAUGAACUCCAAGAUGAUGCUAAAAGUCGGCCUCCGCCUGAAGAACCACCACCACCACCAGAUAUGGACACCGCCUCAGAAAUCACUGCCAGGGAGGAGCCAGAGGAGGAAGAGGAACACAGAAAACAUGGUCACAAAGGGAAACAUAAAGAAAAAGGAGGAAGAAAGAGCAGAAUGGUUGAGGAAACCAACAUUUUGUACCAGUUUUCACAAGACAAGAAGGCUCCAACUUAUGUAGCCACAUGUGUGCAAGAUUCCAUUAAUCCCAUAGAUUUAGCCCUGGAAAGAAAAUUCUCCGUUGUGAUACCACAUGAAAAUCAAGUUCCAUUUCUUACGACGAGGGAAUUAAAAAAUCCAGGGAUGAGAGAGUCGGACGAUGAUGCAUCUCAAACAAAGGAGGGACCAGACUACCUACAGGACCCUCACCAUCACGGGGGACCCCGGGUCAAAUCGGCCAAGGGGGGCAAGGACAUAGACAGUAUGGUGGAGAGCAUUAAGGAAUUACGUCAAUCUCUGGCUAACAAUGCCAUGCAGCAGAACCAUCUAAGUCCAACUACAGGUGGUUAUAUAAAAAGACUAAUGCGGGAGACUGGCGAGGAGAUAGAGGAACUGACCAAUGAAAUCCGACAUGACAUUGAGCAAGAACGUAGGUUGUCAAAGGAUAAACAGAAAACAAAAGAAACUCCUAGGAAGUUUCAAUCCCUUGACGAUUACAAACUAAACAAUGAAAAUCGAAACUACAACAGCCAAGCUAUGUCUAUUGGUAGCAAGAGCAAGACUGUGUUAACCCGAGAACCUCCGGGCAAUUCAUUCGAUGACAAGAGACCGUUUAAUGCUAGAUUCAAAUCCAGGAGUGUGACCAAUUAUCCGGUCAGUGAUCGGACGUACGACAGAACUCAAAAAUGGAGAGAUCCCAAUCUCAUGAUCACAGGUGACACCACGACGGUCAACUACAGCAAUACAUACGUCACCAAUGUGCGAAAAUCCACCUCAGAAACUGCUUACACCAUCCCCGCUAGUAGUGCUAACGAUAUAGUGUAUAACGGCAAUGCAGGGUCUAGCUCGCAUAGAAAUAGCUAUAUACCAAACACCACCACCACUGCCACCCAGACCUCAUCAAAGGUAGAGAGGUUCUUCCCCAGGGUAGAGCUGUACCCCGAAACUGACAACUUGCACCCCGUCAGGGUAGCCGAUGCCAAUGGAUAUGCUAUUUAUAACAACAAAUCGAAAAGUGCUAAGGAUCUUCGAGAUGGAAUUACCAAUUUGGUCACGGGUAAAGAGGACCGCAAGUCCAAUGACAAAACAGAAAAAUACUUCGAGUUUGAAAUUACUGGAAUGAACCUUUCUACCAAAAAUCGUUUUCCUGGAAAGCAGCACCAAAAUCGAGUGAAGUCUGCCAAAUCGGGUCGCCAUUCAGUAGGUAAGCAGACCGUCACGCCGACCUCACUAACAGAGGCUGUGCCGACAAAAAUACAACUAAUGAUAACACAAGACCAUCAAGAGGAGAAGACUUAUGGGGGGCAGUUCCUUCCCCUUUCUCGGACCAUCCGGGCCCCCUUCUACAGAAACAGCUCCGUACGGAAAUGAGGAGUAUGUGUGCUGAAUCAAGGACAUUUCUGGACUAAAGCUAUGCAGUUACUCAAAUAUUAGGAUUUCUUUAAGUGCUAUAUGAAUAUCGUUCCAUUCAGGUUUCUUCUGUGCAAGAUUUAUUAAUUCAUUAAAAAUGUUGCACAGGAGAUGCAGAUGUAUAGAUUGAACCAUAUAUAACACCAUGCUAAUAAUAUAUAUAUAUUCAGACCUACCUCUUGAAGUAUGCAUUGCUGAUCCAUUUAAAACAAGAGUUUGUAUAUAGACAUAUGUAUGAAUGCGUUUGUCAAACUUUUAAGAGAGAUUCAUUUCUACUGUGCCAAAUUGUGUAGAUAUAUUUAUUGAGAUUGAGAGUUAAAUUGGAGUUUAACUGUGUGUAGAUUUUAGAUAUUACAAAUACAUGUAUCAGCAGAUAGAUACAUGUAAAGUCAAAACAUGGAAUAUGUUCAUGCAAGUACAUUUUUACAAGCAAGAUGUACAUCAGAUGGAAAUAGCAUAUUUUUUAGAUUAUUUUUUUAAGUUCCAUAUAUACAUGUACAUCAUAUUAUAUACAUGUAGGAUACAAUUACAGUACUGUUUUACUAAAACAGGGUUAUAUUUAAUUCCUGCACAUGUUUGCGGGACAAAAAUGUCUCCGAUUUUAUUCUACAGUAUGUGCCAAGAUUUGUUGGGAAUAGCGUAUGCUGAUUUUAACAGAGUAUUUUAUUGUUUAGGAAAACAGUGUAUUUUGUAUUUUAAGGAUAUAUAGGAUUUUAAGGUUAUAUUCAGCAACUUUAUUCUAUUCUAAAUGUCUGUCCAAAAUGCUGAUCACUUAAGUUUUGAAUGUGCCUUGUUUAAAGUCCAUCCAUUUUUGUUUUUAAAAUGUAAAGUUAUAUUUAAGUGAAUGUAUUGUUUAUAAAUGUAAUUGUAUGAAAAUUUAAGGUAUAAAUGAUUGAUAAA
This is a messenger RNA of Saccostrea cuccullata (small rock oyster), 6255 nucleotides long. RefSeq lists its product as uncharacterized. Gene Ontology annotation, molecular function: metallocarboxypeptidase activity; zinc ion binding. The transcript has 47 exons. NCBI's taxonomy places the organism in Eukaryota, Metazoa, Mollusca, Bivalvia, Ostreida, Ostreidae. Gene Ontology annotation, biological process: proteolysis. The coding region runs from base 346 to 5316 and encodes 1656 amino acids. The record is from RefSeq and is a predicted model, not a curated record.